UCGAGCUAUGGUGGUGGUUGUACAGACAAAUACGACAGAUCGGAACAGAAGUUGAAAAACCAGAAUUCGACGUAGCCACAGAUACGAAAACUCUACAAAAAUACAAAACAGUUUUUGAAGAUACGCACACUCGGAAGUUUCUCACUUGAAUAUGGAUCCGAAAUCAGCCCCAAAUAUUGUUUUUGAAAACGGAACACUUCUGGGAUUAAUGCCCCAACGUCAAUCAACAAGACACUGUCACUCGUUCGUCAUUCCUGAAAUCGUGAUUAGUUCCAGUCAAAGCAACAACAGCCUCCACAGAAAUCGCGAAGAAAGCGGAGGCCGUGCCGUGAGCACAAAUUCAAUUGAUAGAACAUUAGGAACCUGCAACGACCAUAAAAUCUGCUCGGGACAGUGUGUUUUACGUCCAUGCGGUGUAAUUUCAUCAAACAUGCCCAACGCAAGCGCUGACUUACGAUCUGCUUCUGAGUCCAAAAACGAAACGUGUUCGGACGGGAAUUCUAUCAGAGCAAACAACACAAAUAGCUCGGCAUCCGAAACAACCGUUAUGGCUGCUCUGGAGAUCGGAUUUCCGCCCCAAUACAGUAACAUAUAUCGAGAUUGUCGACAAAACCUUAUGGGUAGCGAGUCUGUUACCCCACAAGCGCAGCAAGCGAGAUACAUACCGCCUGAAGGAGAUCGUACAAGUAGCAUACAAUAUUUUCAGUGCUGCCAGCAACUACCAGAAAUCGCGCAUCAAAAUUCUCAUCAUGACCACAGCACUACAAUGAACGUAACUGUACCCAUAUCUGGCCGUUCUUUUGAGACUGGUGGUAUUUUGUUAAAUACCAAUAGUACUAACAUAACUAGGUCGUCCAGCGAAGUACCGGUAGGAGGAUGCAGUAUACGAAAGUGGUUCCUACGUCCUUCAUUGCCCUUUGUUAUUGGUGUCUUUGCUCUUGGAGGUGUAGCAUGUACUCUUGGUGGCAUUGUGCUUGGAUGUACGGGUCUUUUGGAACACUCAACUCAAUAUUUAAGCGCGGCCCUUUUAAUGAUAGGAAUUGGAGUAUCAUUAAUAGUUAUUUCUGGUGCUAUCUGGAGACUAAGUCUUCUUGACGAUGUGGAUGAUUGCAGAUGCUUUAGGCGUUUUGAAACUUGCCGGAACUGCCACAACCCUCAAUGCAACAAUCGACAGCUUCGAGAUGGCUACAUUUAUCCUGAAUUUCAGCAUCGUCCACCACCACCUUCUUAUCUAACUUCACUUAACGAGUACACACUUGUUUACUACCCGAAUAUCCAUUCUAUCGGAAUAACCACUCCACCCCCACUGUAUCGAUCAACAUACUCGCUCAACGUUUUAGGAGCGAUCGUCCCAUCUGCAGGAAUAUCCCAAUUACAAGAAAACGUGAUCCUUAAAAAUGAUCGGUCUCCAUCCGUCACUAUUAAAAGAGUAAAAUCAUUCGAUCAAUUAACAAGCACAGAUAUCUCUGAGGCUGGACCCUUAAUACAGGGUACUGAAGAUGACACAACAGAAAAAGAUGAUUCUCUUAUUGAAAUUUGUAAGGUAUAGGUUUUUUUUUUAAUAUGCUCCUUAUGAUAUUGUCUUGACCAACUACAGUAUCAACUAAAUUCAUUAUUAAAGAUUGAAAAAUAAAAAUUCCCUAUCGUCAAAGCUGUAUGUCUUUUACAUAAACAUAUGUAUAUGUACUGUUUAAUUUACUAAUUGUUUAAUAAACAUAAAAGGAAAGCUAA
Drosophila bipectinata is the source of this 1731-nucleotide messenger RNA. RefSeq lists its product as uncharacterized. Lineage: Eukaryota; Metazoa; Arthropoda; Insecta; Diptera; Drosophilidae. The record is from RefSeq and is a predicted model, not a curated record.